Didymella exigua CBS 183.55 is the source of this 1862-nucleotide messenger RNA. RefSeq names its product PIN domain-like protein. Bases 179 to 1588 code for a protein of 469 amino acids. Gene Ontology annotation, molecular function: 5'-flap endonuclease activity. NCBI's taxonomy places the organism in Eukaryota, Fungi, Ascomycota, Dothideomycetes, Pleosporales, Didymellaceae. The transcript is spliced from 3 exons. The record is from RefSeq and is a predicted model, not a curated record.
GUCACAUACCACUACUGUAGACACUCAACGUGAGUCGUGGAAUAUACGAGAGAUGUGCCGGAGCGAAUUACGUCGCGGGAAGUUGCACGACCUUGCAUGGCUUCGAAAAUCUACGCAAACACGAAAAACGCGCUAAGACGCGUUAUUCGGCCAACAGGACUGGCCUUCAUGACACGUCAUGGGUAUUCCCGAGCUCUGGGACGUCAUCCGGGAAUAUGGAGAAGUCAUACCUCUGGCUCAGCUUGCGGAAGAGCAUUACAAGCAACAUGGCAGAUCCCUUAGGAUCGCUGUGGACGAGGCUGAUUGGCGAUUCAACAAUUUAACCCGAGAGCAGGUCUACGCUAUCCGUGACAGUUCCGGAGAGCAAGCCUUCCAAGGCAUCGAAAAAGCCAUGUUCUGGCGCAUCUGCAAAUGGCUUACUCAUAGCAUCCAAUUGAUCGUCGUGUUCGAUGGCCCUGGAAUUCCUUGGAAACGUGGUAAAAGAGGCGGAGGCAAAAUUGACUACCGAAAACGCGAUCUGUUAAAAGAAGUGCUACACUGCUUUGGCAUACCAUACCAAGAAGCGCCUGGUGAAGCGGAAGCCGAGUGUGCUCGCUUGCAAGUACUGGGCAUUGUCGAUGCUGUAUGGUCCCAGGACUCGGACUGUCUCAUGUUCGGUUGCAACUUCUGGAUUCACGAUGAUCGAGUUGCCAGACAGCCAGGAAACAAGGAUCGUAGUAAAGAGAACACAAAGAAGAGCGACAAGAAUGUUCGCAUCGUUCGAGCCAAAGGUAUGAAGGACAAGCUGAACUUGGAUCGUGAGGGUUUCGUGCUGUUUGCCAUGCUGGCUGGUGGCGACUACAAUACAGUUGGUCUGCGUGGAUGCGGUACAGCAACCGCUCUGAGCGCUGCAAAAGAAGGUACGCUCGCACACUCCCUGUGCUUAUGCCGCAAUCAGAGGGACUGUGCGGAAUGGAGUUACCACUUGGCCGAUUUUUUGCAGACCAAGCCACACAUACGGACCCUACAGAUACUCACCAACUUCCCAGAUCACAAGAUCUUGCAGAAGUACUACAGGCCCAAAGUCACAAGUGAUGAGCUCAUGAUUGCGAUGAAACGGCUCGAUCUGACAAAUCCGCGCCCUUUACAUGAGCAGAAACUGCUUGAGGUCACCAGCAAACGUUUCAACAUUUGGGGCAGAUUGUACAUGAACUGGGUGGGGCCAGUUUUGCUCACGCGGUCAUUGUUGCUAAAGAAUUCUUCACAAUCGGAGACAGGAGACGUUGUGCAUGGCAUCACGCUUACAAAGCAGCGCGCAAGCACAAGCGAGGAAGUCAUGGCAUUACGUUCUUUAGAGCGUAAAAUUACACUCCCCCUUUGGCCUGACUGCCCUGCGGAGGGACGAUCUCGAGGGUGGGGAUCGCGAAGGCAUGUGGGAUGGCAAAGUAGGUGUGCCCUUCGACCCCACUUACCGUGUCGAGUGCGAUUAUUUUCCGGCUUUCGUGCUUCGUCAGGCCCUUCCGACAAAUGUUUUCGAUCCGCCUCCACCUGCACAAAAGCCGAAAGCUGUGAAGCGCAAAGCGCCUCCGGAGGUCGAUACUAUUGGUAAGAUGCUAAUCUCACCUGCAAAGAAGAAACAGAAGCCCUGCAAGAGCGGACAGGUAGAAGCCAGGAACCAGCCAUCAUUGGGGCGUGAGCCGCAUUCGGCUUCAAUUGACAAAUCAACAGCGAAUGGGAAGCACAAAGACACAGCAGUCCGCUCAAAGCAUCUACAAGCAUAUGCCCAUCAGCAAGUACACGCCGAGCCUCGCAAAGUCAUCGAUUUAUCAGAGUUGGACGAUGGACUGGUCCUGCGCCUCCCCCCAGUACGGAAGUCUAAACGC